UUUAUAACCUCAAACUAAACCAUGUUUUAUUUAUUUAUUUUUAUUAACUUGUUAAGUGCGUAUUGUUUAAUUCAGACCCCCGUUUAGACUUGAAAACGACAACUCACAGUUGCAUAACAUGUGGAGUACCACAGUGAUUAGAUAAACAUAGUUUAUCAAACGCGUUAACGACUAUUAACUAUGUUAAUCUACACUUAAAUGUAAUGACACGAACUAUCGCUCAAACCCGCGGCCUUCACAUUCCCAAAUUCAAAACACAGUAUUAAAAAUGGUUAAACAAAAUAGAGACUUAAAUCUGGUCUACGUCAUUUCUUUUAUGGACUUGUUCGCCGUGGGGCUCACGGUGCCGUUGUUCAGCAACCACCUGCGAGAACUCGGCGCUUCGCAUUUCACAAUAGGACUGCUCAAUUCGUUAUAUUCUGGACUCCAGGUUGUCUCAGGGCCUGUUGUGGGGAGCUGGAGCGAUGUACGGGACCGAAAAACCGUCCUAAUUGUCACACUAUUUUUUUGCAGUGUGGGGUACAUGCUACUAGGAUUAACAAAUUCUCUUGUGUGUGUAGCAGUAAUACGUUUCAUACUAGGUGUCACCAAGCACACCCAAAGUAUUUGCAAAGCAAUCAUCACCGAUUUGCUCCCAGUAAGCCAAAGAGCUAGCGCUUUUGGCAAGUCCACUGCCUUUAGUUCGUUGGGGUUCAUUAUAGGACCCACUCUGGGGGGACACUUGUCUGAAAUGACCAACGGUUUUACGUACGUGUGUGCGUUAACUUGUCUCCUCUUCAUAAUCAAUAUAGUUUUGACUUCUGUGAUAACCAACACGAAAAAAGCACGGACUCAAACCCCCCAAAACGACUCCAUUGUGUCUCGCUUCCGUACCGAGUUCACCAAAUCCGUCACAGAUAUGACUGACAUCAACUGGACCUCCCUGUGGGAAGUCUUCUUUCUAAGAUUUAUUUUCGGGUUCGCCGUGACUAUGUAUUUUUCGCAACAAGCCACAUAUUUACGAGAACAGUUCAACUUGUCUCAGCGCCAUGUGGGGUACACGAUUUCCUAUUUCAGUGCCACGGGGAUGGCGUCCGCUUUCCUCCUGGACUCCAUCACUGGAAGCUUCUACAAAGACGACACUUCUUGUUUGAGGCGUCUGACGCACUGUUUUCUGUUAAUGACUCUAAGUCUAGUUAGUUUAUAUUUAGCCCCGAAUAUUCAGUUGUUUUUAGUAGUGUUAAUUCCGUUUUCGCUGAGUUGCACGAUUUUGAGGAUUGUGAGUAUGGAGUUGAUGUUGAAGAAAGCAACGGGUGAUCAUAGGGGGUCUCUGUCAGGGACUUCGAACAGUAUUAUGUCGAUUGCGAGGUUUGUGACCCCGGUGACUUCGGGACUGGUUACUGACACGUUUGGGGGCCACGUGGCGAUGUUGUUUGCGGCAGUGCCCCCGUUGAUAGGGACUGUUGUUUCGUUUAAGAUGAAGUUUAAACACGGGCGCGAAAUAAAGAAGGAUUGAGGUGGGGUGGGGAGCCAAUGAGAGUUGAGUGUUGGAGACACGUGGUGCGGGACCGAAGUGUCAUUGGUGGUUAAAGUGCAAUUUAAAUUGUGAUAGGUAGAAAAUUCGUUGUUAUUUGUACAUAUAUUGUUACAGAUGUAUUUUGUCAAUAUAAUUAUAA
This is a messenger RNA of Zophobas morio, 1655 nucleotides long. Its product is annotated as major facilitator superfamily domain-containing protein 9-like. The transcript has 3 exons. Lineage: Eukaryota; Metazoa; Arthropoda; Insecta; Coleoptera; Tenebrionidae. The record is from RefSeq and is a predicted model, not a curated record. Gene Ontology annotation, biological process: transmembrane transport. Gene Ontology annotation, molecular function: transmembrane transporter activity. Bases 269 to 1495 code for a protein of 408 amino acids.